Messenger RNA from Micromonas pusilla CCMP1545, 1938 nucleotides. RefSeq lists its product as uncharacterized. NCBI's taxonomy places the organism in Eukaryota, Viridiplantae, Chlorophyta, Mamiellophyceae, Mamiellales, Mamiellaceae. The coding region runs from base 1 to 1938 and encodes 645 amino acids. Gene Ontology annotation, molecular function: FMN binding; heme binding; oxidoreductase activity. The transcript is spliced from 3 exons. The record is from RefSeq and is a predicted model, not a curated record.
AUGAGCGAACAAGUCAUCGUCAUCGGCGGCGGCCUCGCGGGCCUGUCCGCCGCGCACACCGUCCUCGAGCACGGCGGCCGCGUCCUUCUCCUGGAUAAGUCCCCGUUCCUCGGAGGCAACAGCACGAAGGCGACGUCCGGCAUCAACGGCGCGCUGACGAAGACGCAAGCCGCGAAAGGGAUUCAAGACUCCGCGGACAAGUUCGAGCAGGACUGCUUGAAAGGCGCCGCGGGGGUCGGGCACACGACCCCGCCCGCGCACACGGUGCCGCUCGCGAAGGUUCUCGCGCAAGGAAGCGGCAGUUCCGUGGACUGGCUCCAGGACAAGUUCAAGCUCGACCUGUCGCUCGUCUCCCAGCUCGGCGGCCACUCCUACCCCCGCACGCACCGAGGCAAAGAGCGCUUCCCCGGGUUCACGAUCACCUACGCGCUCAUGGAGGCGCUCGAGAAGGUGAUGGAGGACACCGACGGCGAGCUCGCGAAGAUCGUCACGAAAGCCGAGGCGAAGAAGCUCCUCACGGACGCCCACGGCGCGGUCGUCGGCGUGGAGUACGUCAAGGGCGGGGAGACGCACAAGGCGAUGGGUCCGGUCGUCAUCGCGACGGGCGGGUACGGCGCGGACUACACCGGGUCGUCUCUCCUCGCGCGUCACCGCCCCGAGCUCCAAUCGUUGCCGACGACGAACGGCGAUCACUGCACCGGGGACGGGAUCAAGAUGGCGGAAGCGAUCGGCGCCGGCACGGUGGACAUGACGUCCGUGCAGGUGCACCCGACCGGUCUCGUGAACCCGUCCGAGCCGGAAGCGAAGGUGAAGUUUCUCGCGGCGGAGGCGCUGAGAGGCGUCGGCGGCGUCCUCCUCGACGGAAACGGCAAGCGCUUCUGCGACGAGCUCGGCCGGCGCGAUUACGUCUCCGGGGAGAUGAACAAGGGGAAAGGCCCGUUCAGGUUAAUCUUGAACGGCAAGGCGUCCAAGGAGAUCGAGUGGCACUGCAAGCACUACGUCGGCCGCGGGAUCAUGAAGCGCUUCAACUCUGGCGAAGAAGUCGCGAGGGAGAUUGGCGUCUCCCCGUCCACGCUCGCGCAGACGUUCGCGGACUACAACCGCGCCGCGCAGACGCAGUCGUGCCCGUACGGGAAGAAGUUCUUCCACAACCUCCCCCUGGAGAUGAACGACACCACGUUCCACGUCGCGAUCGUGACCACGGUGGUGCACUACACCAUGGGCGGCCUCGCCAUCAACGCGGAGUCGCAAGUCGUGAACGACCGCGGCAUCCCCGUGGUCGGUCUGUACGCCGCCGGGGAGGUCGCGGGCGGGAUCCACGGCAGGAACCGUCUCGGCGGGAACUCGCUCCUGGACUGCGUCGUCUUCGGCCGCGUCGCGGGCGACUCCGUGUCCAAGCACCUCUUGUCGUCCGCUCUGAAGACGCUUCGAGCGGGCGGGCCGCUGUCCACGGACGCCGCUCUGAACCGCGUGUCGAACAUCCACGCGCACGUGAACCCUAACAUGCGCAUCGCGGUCGAGCCCAUGGAGGGUGGGAAGCAGGGCGUGCACAUCAACGUCCAGCUCGACGCGGCCGGAGGCGGCGGCGGCGGCGGCGGCGCGAUGUUCUCGCCCCCCGCGGCCGCCGUCGACCACGGCGCCGCGCGACCGGCGCCGCCUCCGAUGGCUGCGAAAGCUCCAGCCCCCGGCGGCGGCGGCGGCGCGAGGACGUUCACCGAGGACGAGAUCACGAAGCACAACGCGGAGGGCGACUGCUGGUGCAUCAUCGAGGGCAAGGUGUACGACCUCACGAGUUUCUUGCCCGACCACCCGGGCGGGAAGAAGGCCAUCAUGCUCUUCGCGGGGAAAGACGCGACAGAGGAGUUUAACAUGCUGCACCCGCCGAACGUGAUCAAGAAGUACCUUCCCCCGGAAGCGCUUCUUGGGACCGUGGCGUGA